Molecule: messenger RNA, 963 nt
Organism: Spea bombifrons (plains spadefoot toad)
Lineage: Eukaryota; Metazoa; Chordata; Amphibia; Anura; Pelobatidae
Product: olfactory receptor 1009-like
Exons: 2
Coding region: 1-963 (320 amino acids)
Biological process (GO): G protein-coupled receptor signaling pathway
Cellular component (GO): membrane
Molecular function (GO): olfactory receptor activity; G protein-coupled receptor activity
Source: RefSeq, a predicted model, not a curated record
AUGUCACUAGAACUGCUACAGGAGAAGUUGAAAAACGGGACAGCAGUUGAUGAAUUCUGGAUUCUGGGAUACGAGAACAUCCACAAUGUUAAGAUUCUAGUCUUUCUUCUCUUCCUGAUUAAUUAUAUGAUUACAUUAUCUGGGAAUUUCACGAUGAUCUCACUGGUCUUCACGUCCCACCACAUCUACUCUCCCAUGUACUUCUUCCUGAGCCACCUGUCUCUCAGCGACAUCCUCCUCACCACGACCAUCGUGCCUUACAUGCUAUAUAUCAUUUUAAGAGAAGGAAGUCUAGUGUCUGUUGCUGGAUGCUUCACCCAGUUUUACUUUUUUUCUUUAUCAGCAAUCACCGAGUGUCUCCUCCUCACCGUGAUGUCCUACGAUCGGUACUUGGCCAUCUGUAACCCAUUGCGUUACUCCUCCAUCAUGGACCUCAAGCUUUGUAUUCAACUCACAGUUUUAUCUUGGGCGUCUGGAGUAAUUCUAGCAUUACCGCACAUUGUUAUUUUAAGCCAAAUUACAUUUUGUGGGUCAAAUGUCAUCAACCAUUUUUUCUGUGACCUCGUUCCUCUCCUGAAACUUUCUUGUUCUGGAACGAUGGCCAGUGAAGUGCUAAAUUUUAUAUUAGUUAUCCCGUUAGCGAUUUUCCCAAUAAUUUGUAUCACUAUAACCUACGUCAGUAUAUUUCAUGCCAUCUUCCGGAUUUCCACGGUCACCGGGAGACAGAAAGUCUUCUCCACCUGCAGCUCCCACCUCACCGUGGUCUGCAUAUAUUACGGGACGUUAGUAUUUAAUUAUGUGAUUCCAUCUAAAGCAGAAUAUCUAGGUUUCCAAAAACUGGUCUCUGCCCUUUACACCAUGGUGACCCCACUACUGAACCCCAUUAUAUACAGUCUGAGGAACGAGGAGAUCCGAGGAGCAUUAAAGAGAUUCAUAUUGAAGAAAAAGUGGAAGAAAGUAUAA